AUGGCAGUGGAGAGCCCCUCAUCCCAACCGACAACACAAGUUCGCUUAAUCCCCUGGGAUUUCGAGUCCCCCGAUCACAUCCAACGAUUGAUUCUCCAACGAGUCGCAUGCGGAUGGGCUGAAGAUUUGGUCUCGCCCAAGUGGGCAGGACUUCAGCGGGAAGGACACAAAUCACUUCAUUGGAUCGUGCUUUCCUCUCCAGAUUCUGCAAUGGAUGAUCAAUUGGUACAAAAACAUAUAUCAAGUUUCCCUUCGGAAUCUAGCCCGCUUUUAGACACUGCAACUUCAUUAGGUGGACAAUCUGUCACACCCUCUUUCAACUCUUCAUUUGUUCCUGUCGGCCACAUAUCUUUGGAUUCGGAUGGCGCCGAUAGUGUUGGAAAGCUGUCUUACGGUCUUAAGGAUAUCUAUCGGAUCACCAACUUCUAUGUUUCCAAGGCCUUGCAAAGCAAUGGUGUAGGUAGACAGGCGAUGGAUGCUCUAGAACGUAUGGCUGUCGCAAAGCCGUUGUGUGCGAAAACUUUGGCACUGAACACCGCGGCCAACGAUUUUGAGGGGUGGGAAAACUCAUAUCACGCGGUAGGAGUGCCGCUGCCUCAAUACGCCGUUGCAGAUUGGUAUAGACGCAGAGGUUAUGUCGAGUACAAAAGGGUUGACGAUGCUUUUUGGCAUACCGACAGUAGCGGAAAAGAAUGGCCUUUUAUGGCAUCAGACUUGGUAAACACCAUCAUUCCAACGCCAGGUACAAGAACAGCACCCCCCGGAUAUCGAGUUUUCAACUUCUCCAUCAACGAUCACUCACAAACCGGAACCAUGAUUACCCAAGCCUAUUUCCUGACACUCGUCCUCGCCUUUUUCGCGAAAAUCGCUCUCGCAUCUGACAUCUUCCCACGCGCCAACCCUUUCGUGCGUGUAGGCUGUUACCCCGAACCGACAGGCGCCAAAAUCCUCUCAGUGCUACGAGCGACAAAUACGAGGAUGACUAUCUCAAUGUGUGAAACCGCCUGCGCUCUUACCUUUUGUAUGGAUUGGAGAACGGAAACACUUGCUACUGUGGAAAUGGAGUUCGGACUGGUACCACUCGAGGGCCAGACAGCGCGUGCUACGUGGGAUGCGGUGGUAACCUGGCCCAGAAUUGCGGCGGAGCGAUUAGACUUAGUCUUUACUAUCGUCAGCCACCUUCUAAAUUGA
Molecule: messenger RNA, 1191 nt
Organism: Glarea lozoyensis ATCC 20868
Lineage: Eukaryota; Fungi; Ascomycota; Leotiomycetes; Helotiales; Helotiaceae
Product: Acyl-CoA N-acyltransferases (Nat)
Exons: 5
Coding region: 1-1191 (396 amino acids)
Molecular function (GO): acyltransferase activity, transferring groups other than amino-acyl groups
Source: RefSeq, a predicted model, not a curated record